AUGAGGUCUCACACGGGGGAAAAACCACAUUCCUGUUCUGAGUGCGGAAAAUGUUUUGUUAUAAAAUCAGAUUUAGAUAAACACCUGCCAUCUCACACGGGUGAAAAGCCCUAUUCCUGCCCUGAGUGCGGAAAAUGCUUUUCACAUAAGUCCACUCUUGUCAAGCAUCAGAGGUUACACACGGGUGAGAAUCUAAAUUUCUGCCCCGAGUGCGGGAAAUGUUUUGCCGCUAAAUCAGAAUUAGAUGAACACCAGACAACUCACACGGGCGAAAAGCCAUAUUCCUGUCCUGAUUGCGGAAAAUGUUUUUCACGGAAAUUCACUCUUUCUAUACAUCAGAGACUGCACACGGGAGAGAAGCCGUAUUCCUGCUCUGAGUGCGGGAAAUGUUUUUCACGUAAGUUCAGCCUUUCCAUACAUCAAAGACUGCACACAGGAGAAAAGUUGCAUUUCUGUCCUGAGUGUGGGAAAGGUUUUUCACAGAAGUCCUCCCUUUCCGCACAUCAGAGAAUGCACACAGGAGAGAAGCCGUAUACCUGUCCUGAGUGCGGGAAAUGUUUUGUACGUAAACCACUUCUUGAUGCACAUCGGCGGUUGCACACGGGGGAGAAGCCUUAUUCUUGUCUUGAGUGCGGGAAAAGUUUUUCCCAGAAGUCCCAUCUUAAUGGACAUCAAAUAUGCCACACGGGCAAGAAGCCGUAUUCCUGCCUUGUGUGUGGGAAAUGUUAUCUUCAGAAAUCAGACCUUGUCAUACAUCAGAGGUCUCACACGGGGGAGAAGCCGUAUUCCUGUCCUGAGUGCGGGAAAUGCUUUGUGCGUAAAUCACUUCUUGAUGCACAUCGGAGGUGUCACACGGGGGAGAAGCCUUAUUCUUGUCUUGAGUGCGGGAAAUGUUUUUCACAGAAGUCCCAUCUUAAUGGACAUCAAAGACUGCACACUGGAGAGAAGCCGUAUUCCUGUCCUGAGUGCGGGAAAUGUUUUUCACAGAAGUCCAUUCUUUACAGACAUCAGAGAUCUCACACGGGGGAGAAGCCAUUUUCCUGCCCUGAGUGCGGGAAAUGUUUUUCAGAGAAGUCCAUUCUUUACAGACAUCAGAGAUCUCACACAGGGGAGAAACCAUAUUCCUGUUCUGAGUGCGGGAAAUGUUUUUCAGGGAAGUCCAAUCUUUAUAGACAUCAGAGAUUGCACAUAGGUGAGAAACCAUAUUCCUGUUCUGAGUGCGGGAAAUGUUUUGCAAUAAAAUCAAAACUUGUCACACAUCAGAGGUAUCACACGAAGGAGAAGCCAUUUCCUUGUCCUGAGUGCGGGAAAUGUUUUUCAUUGAAGUCCAGUCUUCAUAGACAUCAGAAACUACACACAGGUGAGAAGCCGUAUUCCUGUUCUGAGUGCGGGAAAUGUUUUGCAAUAAGAUCAGAUCUUGUCACACAUCAGAGAUCCCACACGGGGGUGAAGCCAUUUUCCUGCCUUGAGUGCGGGAAAUGUUUUUCAUUGAAGUCCCAUCUUACCAAACAUCAGAGAUUGCACACGGGCGAGAAGCCAUUUUCCUGUCUUGAGUGCGGGAAAUGUUUUUCAGAUAAGUCCAACCUUAAUAAUCAUCAGAGAUCGCACACAGGGGAGAAGCCGUAUUCCUGUCCUGAGUGCGGGAAAUGUUUUUCAGGGAAAUCCAAUCUUUAUAGACAUCAGAGAUUGCACACAGGUGAGAAACCAUAUUCUUGUUCUGAGUGCGGGAAAUGUUUUGCAAUAAAAUCAAAACUUGUCACACAUCAGAGGUAUCACACGCAGGAGAAGCCAUUUUCCUGUCCUGAGUGCGGGAAAUGUUUUUCAUUGAAGGCCAGUCUUCAUAGACAUCAGAAACUACACACAGGUGAGAAGCCGUAUUCCUGUUCUGAGUGCGGGAAAUGUUUUGCAAUGAAAUCAGAUCUUGUCAUACAUCAGAGAUCUCACAAGGGGGUGAAGCCAUUUUCCUGCCUUGAGUGCGGAAAAUGUUUUUCAUCAAAGUCCCAUCUUAACAAACAUCAGAGGUAUCACACGGGUGAGAAGCCACAUUCUUGUCCUGAGUGCGGGAAAUGUUUUUCAGAUAAGUAUAACCUUAAUCAUCAUCAGAGAUCGCACACAGGGGAAAAGUUGUAUUCUUGUUCUGAGUGUGGGAAAUGUUUUACAUUGAAGUCCAGUCUUUUUAGACAUCAGAGAUUGCACACAGGUGAGAAGCCGUAUUCCUGUUCUGAGUGCGGGAAAUGUUUUUUAUACAAAAAUCAAAACUUGUCACACAUCAGAGGCAUCACACAGGUGAAAAGCCGUAUUCCUGUCCUGAGUGCGGGAAAUGUUUUGUACAAAAAUCAGAACUUGUCUCGCAUCAAAUGUGCCACAAUGGGGAAAAGCCGUAUUCCUGUUCUGAGUGUGGAAAAUGUUUUGUACAAAAAUCGCUACUUGUCACACAUCAAAGGUCUCACACGGGUGAGAAGCCAUAUACCUGUCUGGAGUGCGGGAAAUGUUUUACUAGGAAGUCCAGUCUUUGCAAACAUGAAAGAUCUCACACAGGGGAGAAGCCCUAUUUCUGUUCUGAGUGCGGGAAAUGUUUUUCAGGGAAGUCUAAUCUUUACAGACAUCAGAGACUGCACACGGGGGAGAAGCUGCAUUCCUGUCCUGAGUGUGGGAAAUGUUUUGUACAAAAAUCAAAACUUGUCUCACAUCAAAUGUGCCAUUCGGGGGAAAAGCCGUACUCCUGUUCUGAGUGCGGGAAAUGUUUUGCAUUAA
This is a messenger RNA of Staurois parvus, 2754 nucleotides long. The record is from the annotation of a GenBank genome assembly. NCBI's taxonomy places the organism in Eukaryota, Metazoa, Chordata, Amphibia, Anura, Ranidae.